AUGUCCGAUACGAUCCAUCACAUCGAACUUGUCAAGAGCGGACUCAAAGCGCUCGAGGUGCUGCAUGACCAUGCGUUCGACCUUGUUUUGCUUGAUAUUGACAUGCCAGUGCUCAGCGGUGUAGAUACCGCAAGACAUAUCCGGAGCUCGACAGAGUACGACAUCCUCUUACAAAAUCGAACCAUCCCCAUUGUGGCGGUAACUACCAAUGAUACCGCCGAUUGGAAGCGUGCAUUUGCCAAAGUAGGCAUGAAUGGCUGUGUCAGUAAGCCUAUUGCCGUAAACGCACUCAAAAGGACAAUCCAUCAAGUUCUCAACGAUGGUUGCAGCCCAGAAUCCUUGGCUGCUUCAUGA
Molecule: messenger RNA, 354 nt
Organism: Zychaea mexicana
Lineage: Eukaryota; Fungi; Mucoromycota; Mucoromycetes; Mucorales; Lichtheimiaceae
Product: CheY-like superfamily
Exons: 2
Coding region: 1-354 (117 amino acids)
Biological process (GO): phosphorelay signal transduction system
Source: RefSeq, a predicted model, not a curated record